This is a messenger RNA of Musa acuminata AAA Group (dessert banana), 1886 nucleotides long. RefSeq names its product transcription factor E2FB-like. Lineage: Eukaryota; Viridiplantae; Streptophyta; Magnoliopsida; Zingiberales; Musaceae. The record is from RefSeq and is a predicted model, not a curated record. Gene Ontology annotation, biological process: regulation of transcription by RNA polymerase II. Gene Ontology annotation, cellular component: RNA polymerase II transcription regulator complex. The coding region runs from base 136 to 1473 and encodes 445 amino acids. Gene Ontology annotation, molecular function: RNA polymerase II cis-regulatory region sequence-specific DNA binding; DNA-binding transcription factor activity, RNA polymerase II-specific; protein dimerization activity. The transcript is spliced from 14 exons.
UUGCUCCCGUCAAUCUCAAUUUUCCCUCUCUCCUCCCUCGCCCCUCGACGUCGUCUUCUCUAACUCUUUUUAUUCCCUUCUUUCAAAACCCUACCGCCUCCCCCCUUUCUCUACGCUCCUUCUCAUCGGAUCGCCAUGUCAAGCGCCGAGGACUCCGUCAAGCUCCCACCGCCACUGCUCCGCCGUUCCCACAUCGCCCUCCCGCCCUCCUCUCCCGCCGCGGCGGCCGCCAACCGCCGCUUCGCCUGCCCCUCCACCUCCGUAGAUCGCCCUCACCUGUUCCUCGGCCGAUCUCCACCAGGAGCCGCGGAAAACGAUAAGAUCCCUCCUCCCGACACGCCCAACAAAAAGGAAAUGCAUGAGGCAGAAAAGAAAGACAUUCAGAGUGCUGAUGGAGCAAUCAAUCAGGCACUUAAGGAGGAAUUUAAUGGUAGUACAAUUCCAACUGGGUUGGGAAUUGCUAUUAAACGGCAAAGGAAAACCAAGCUAAAGAGUAAACAUCUUGAGCUGCAUACUUCAGGAUCAACUGAUGGUACCCAUUUAAAUCCUUUAGCUUCUAACAGCUGUCGUUAUGAUAGUUCUCUAGGCUUGCUAACAAAGAAAUUCAUUGAUCUGCUACAUAAAGCCAAGGAUGGGAGUCUUGAUUUGAACACUGCUGCAGAAACAUUGGAGGUUCAGAAGAGGAGGAUUUAUGACAUAACUAAUGUUCUUGAAGGAGUAGGAUUGAUUGAAAAGACUUUCAAGAAUAAAAUACGCUGGAAGGGAAUCGAUAUGUCAAGGCCAAAAGAAUUGGAUGAUCAAAUUGCUCGGUUGAAGGCUGAAGUCAAAGCUCUAUAUUCAGAAGAUUGCAGACUGGAUGAGAUGAUAAGAGAAAUACAAGAGAGUCUGUGGGUCUUCACUGAAGAUGAAAACCACAAAAAAGGGCUCUAUCUCACCAAAGAAGACAUUACCAGCAUUCCUUGCCUCCAGGAUGCUGUCCUUAUUGCAAUAAAAGCUCCGCAUGGGACAAGCGUCGAAGUUCCAGAUCCUGAUGAGGGCAUAGAUUUUCCACAAAGGCGGUAUCAAAUUUUCUUGAGAAGUUCAAUAGGUCCAAUUAAUUGUUUCCUAAUUAGUAAUCACAUGGACAGAAUUGGUGCUUCAAAUCAUAGCCCACAGGAAGCAGCAACAGAUUCGUGCAUUCAGAGUAGUUCCAGUAAUAAUGGUAUAUCUCUACAGCCCACAGAACAAGAUGCUGGUCAGGGAUAUGAGCUUGAAGACCCAGUUCCACCCAGGAUCCUCUUAGAUUCAAUAAUCUCCAAUGAUUGCAUGGGUGGCAUAGUAAAGAUUGUACCAUCAGAUGUUGAUAUAGAGGCUGAUUACUGGCUUUUUUCAGAUCUUAGAUCUAGCAUUACAGAUGCAUGGAGGACUGAAUGUAUCCUUGAACUAAAUAGGACUCAGUCCUGUAUUUUUCUCUUUCUAAUGCAGAUAUACUGACAUAAGAAACUAUUAUUGCUGGCACAAUGUUGUUAUGAAUAAUGCGAACAGGAUUUCCUCUAGAUCAUCCUUACACUAUCUUAAAGGUCCGCUACUGUCUCCAGAUCCAAAAAAGCAGAUUGGAGACUUGGGGGCUGCUCUCUUGUGCAUGGAUGGGGGGAUGGCUUGCCUGUUUGUAUAGAGCAUCAAAGAUGGUGAAUCAAGGGGGAAACCCAAUGUCUUCUAUAAUGCUUAACAUCUUUCUUUUUUAUUACGAACAUUGUAGCUUUGUAUAUCUCAUAUGAUUCUUCCUAUUAAUUUUACAUUACUAACCGAAUAAAAAAUCCAUAGUUGUUUUAGCAGUUGUCUGAUAUCUUUCAGUUCGAUUGGAUAUUUACAAUUUCCAAUGCCACGGAAGAAUUAUAUGCCUUGCA